Plectropomus leopardus (leopard coralgrouper) is the source of this 4509-nucleotide messenger RNA. It is a transcript of the gene efhd2, whose product is annotated as EF-hand domain family, member D2. Gene Ontology annotation, molecular function: calcium ion binding. The record is from RefSeq and is a predicted model, not a curated record. Lineage: Eukaryota; Metazoa; Chordata; Actinopteri; Perciformes; Serranidae.
ACCAUCCUGCUGGGCUCUUUAAGAGGCGUGGUGACAGCCUUACGGUCCUGCUCUACGCUACGUAGCUAAUGAGCACACACACAUUUCCUGAAGUGGAGGUACUUGUCUGAACUUGAAGCCCGAGCCCUGAAAAUCAAAACUAAACGCUAGACAAGAAUAUUUGUAAUUAAUUUUCUCCGGCUCUAACGACAAAUAGCCACGGGGGAGGGGGGGACGAGCGGACGGCAGACUGUCAGAAGUGUGCGCUGACGCCUCAUCUCACGGUAACGGGAACGGAGUCGCUGAUUAUUAGCCGCCCAGUUUGAAAAUGGCCUCAGACGAGCUCGCGCAAAAGCUCGGCCGCCGGCUGCAGAUUGAGGAGGGAGACAAGGAGCCUGUUGCUGUGGACAUCGUCGGACACCAGGACGGUGCGGAGGAGAAGUCGGUUACGGCCAACGCAGACGCGGAGCUGGGGGCUUUGCUGACGCGGAGAGAGGAGCUGAACGAGGGGCAGGGGGAGCGCUGCCAGCCCAGCAUGAAGGUGUUCAACCCCUACACCGAGUUCAAGGAGUUCUCCAGACACCAGAUCAAAGACAUGGAGAAGCUCUUCAAAAAGCACGACACUGGGAAAGACAACUACAUUGACCUAAUGGAGCUGAAGCUGAUGAUGGAGAAGCUUGAUGCUCCACAGACGCACCUCAGCUUGAAGAACAUGAUCAAGGAGGUGGAUGAGGACCUUGACAACAAGCUCAGCUUCAGAGAGUUCCUACUCAUCUUCAGGAAGGCAGCAGCAGGGGAGCUGACAGAGGACAGUGGCCUCAGUGUCCUCGCUCGCCUCUCUGAAAUCGAUGUCUCUGAAGAGGGGGUCAAAGGAGCCAAGAACUUCUUUGAAGCCAAAGUCAAGGCCAUCAAUGACUCCAACCGCUUUGAGGCAGAGAUCCGCCAGGAGCAGGAGGUCAAGAAGAAGCAGGCUGAGGAACAGAAACAAAGACGCGCUGCUUUCAAAGACCUAAAGUCAGCCUUCCAGUGACGGCCUCUGUCUCCCUCUCAGGACCUGUCUGUCUUUCUCUGUGCUGCACUAAUGAUGUCGGUUUGUCUCUGUGUGUUUGAAUGCUCCAUGUCUGUCAGCCGGUGGUCGUCCCAAGUCAAACCCAGCUUCAGGGUCCCACACAUGCCUGUCACUAGUCUGUGAUGCAUUUCUUUGUGAUGAAAAAUUAACACUGCUUCUGCAGAUAACGGAUUCAUUUAGGUCUGUAGUUUAGUUCAGUAAAGCUUGUCUCCACCAAGUAGCCUGCUUCCUUUCAAUUCACUUAAUUAUACAUUAAAAGGCUUAUUUUGUCUGUAUCCACUGUCAGUAGAAGUAUUCCAUUCCCUAGUAGCACCCUGAUCCGAUACUAAAAGAUAAAACUAGGAACUCUGCAAACUAAGCAGCGCUGAUCAAAUAUAAACCAAGAUUCUGUAAGAGUUCCAUAUUUCUCUCCUCAAAUGUCUAUAUAAACCCAUUUUUGCUCACCAUCUUAACUGUAAUAUGAAGUCCGACCAGCUGCCAUUUCACACAGCAAGGUUCGCAUUACGUCACCCACCAGCAGGAGCAUUUAUUGGUGCAGUUAGGUGCAGUGCAUUCUGGUAGUUGUAGGUUUUCUACCUCUUGAGCAAACACAAAUGCCACAGUCCCUCCUCUGUUGUCUCUAAUCGUGUCGCACCAACUUUUAAAGUAUCUGUGUCUUUCUACUGCAGAGACAGCUUGGUUUUAUGAGAAGACCAUCUUUACAGGAGUGAAAUGCUUCUGUAACUAAUUCCAAAAAUUAAAUCAGCAGUGAUACCAGUCACAGUGUUCAGUGUUGAACAAAUAGCUGAGCUCUACAUUUUUUACUGUUAGCUCUGUAUUUUUGUACAGUGGGUUUGGGUGGGGAUUGAAUAUAUUCUUAUAUGGGAUUUUUUUUUUAAUGUGGGUCUUUAUUUUCUAGUUUCAGCCAGUAUUCCUACCCCAUCAGCUUUAUCAACAUUUGAUUUGCCUUCAACGCUGAGGUCUGGGGAUGUAGUGACUUUUUCAUUUGGACGUUACACCCACCACAGUACCAAUCAGAUCCUUGCUGAUGAAUAGAAACCAGCCAUGAGCACACAUAUCAACUCAUUUUUUGUGGUUCUUUUUUGUUCUUGUAUUUUAUUUGGGUGUUUAAGUGAAGACAGAGUAGAUUUAGCCUUAUAACUUAAAUUUAACAUUGAUUUCUGCUCUUUGAAACUUUUCUAUUUUAAUCUUAAAGAUCAUCUUGGUGGAUUGUGCUCAUGGAUCCAUGGUAGCAACAUUAAAGAGUAACUAAACCCCCUAACCAGGGGGGGGCAGAGAGGUGCUGUGGAUCAAGAGGCUGCAUGAUUGGGUGACUGGGUGUGUCUUAGCCCCUGUCCCAGCCCUGCCCAUUUUUGAGACUUUUUUUCACUUUCCAGGAAGUAGACACUCAAGCUAAAAAUGGGGGUUUACUUGCUUAAUUCAACUUUUACUAUGACACUGUUGAUUACACAGAUAAUGGACAUUUCAACAAAAAAAAUCAUAAAAGUAUGAGACCAGUGUACCUGCUGAUCACUAGCUGCCUUCAAAAAUCUGGUUCAAACAAACAAGUACAAAUUCCCAUAAAUGACAAACCAUCAUUUGUGUCAACUGAUUGUAAUGGAGCACAAACAGCCUGAUCACAGGUUGUAGAGACUUUGCUCCUUUAAUGUUCCUGCAAGGCAGGUGCUUUUUAAAAGGGAGCAAACAGCCUUACAUUUUCCACAAUCAUUCCAUCUCUGAUGUCAAAUCAUAAAUGCUUCCCGACAUUAAAUACUCAGACAGGUUGAUGUCAGGAUUACUUGUUCAAUGUGGUUUGCUAGUUUCAUCCAUUUUCUGUAAUGGAGGGAACAACAGAUGGGCCCAGUUACUGACAGGCCAUUAGGGCAUGCAGUAGGUCAGACUGAUGAUGCAUUUUCUGAAUGCCUUGCAGUAACGUCACUGAAUGUUUUCAACAGUGGAAACACUAUCCAGAUGAAUUAGUGUUGGUUUGGGACUUUACCUAAAUUAGCUACUUGUUAGCUGUAUAAUGGUCUCUUCCUCAUAUGCUUCCAUGCAUGGAUUAUUUCCCAUCAACAGUGGAGCACCAGUGGAAAAACUACAUACUGUAUGUGUAAGAAUUGGCAACUACUAACUCUGAAUAUGUAUUGACAUAGAGUGGUGUUGUAUAGUUUACUAAAUCCUGUUGUCCAAAUGAGUGAUUCCAAACAGCUUUAGUUAUACAAAUGUGACCUGAUGUGAUAUUUAGAAGCACUAAGCCAUCCAUUGUCAUCUUGCGGGUCAUCUUGUUCAUCAGAAAAAUAUUCUUUUGAAUGAUGUAAUAGUUUACUCAACUCUUAAAGCCUUUAAACAAACCAGCAAAAUAUUGCACAUGUGUAUGACCUUUGGGAUCAUCACUUUAAAUCAUCUAAAUCUGAGAUCUUUAAUUUGGUUGUCAUGGCACAGAGCAGUUUAAAUUUGUUUUAGGGCAGAUUUGUUGUCCAUGGAUGUUUGCUUUUGAACAAUGUUGUAAAUGUAUGAGGCGGUAACUUUUGGUACGUGCUUUGUAAAAUAAUUUGGGUUGAUAUUUUUACAAUGCUUUCUUUUGAUGCAUGCCAGUAUUCCAUAGCACAUUGUCACUCAAAUGCUCUAACUGAAUGAUUGAACGAAUAUUUCAUCACAGCAUGAAAAAUACUUUUGUACUUUUUUUUUGAGGAUAAAGGGUUUCUUUGAAAUUUCCAGCCCGUUCUCAUUCUAAAGUCGUCAAAUAGCUUCACUUUUACAGUGCUUUUUGACGUCAAGUGAGAACGCAGCUGGACAGAACCAGUCGCAGUGUCAUUAUAUGCCGCUGGUGUCAGGUUGAAAGGCUGCCUGUAAUAAUGUAAUUACAGGAGUGCAAGGGUACCUAUAGAGCAGGCUGGUCCAAAAAUAAAAGCAAUUUAAUGUGGAAGUCUGGUGUUUGCUUCCCAACCGAAAUAGAUGUUUAUUAGAUGUUUAUUUUCUACAUUUUGCCAUGUGCCUCCUUCCCUUAAUCCUAAUCUGUGACAGCAUGUGUGUUAAUUGAUGUCCAGACGGCGUCAUCCCAUAAUGUGCUUUUGAUGACAUCACGGUAGCAGCAUCUUGGAACGUAAACAGCAGACACAGAAGGAUAGCUAGAACUUAAUAUGUUGAUGCAGAAGUUCACAGCAGAGUGGCAACAUGUGACGAACUGGUGUGAGAACAUGUUUGAAAUGUCUUCAUGGCUAAUUGAAGAUUGUGUUUUGUCAGAUAUAUCAUGUUUGUCCUGAUGUGUAUACAGUAAGGCCCAGCGUUCCCACUUCACAUACAUCUGUCCUCACACACACUGUUGUUACAUACUAUAACAAAACACUGGUAGCUGUAAUAUUUGGAUUUAUUAUGUUGUUGUUUUUUUUUUACUGAACUGAUUGAUCUCCCCAACUACUGAUUUUUGUUAACUGAUUUUCUAAAUAAUCAAAAUAAACACCAUUACUUUUAUUGUUGAAAAA